GCAAACAAAACAAUAAUGGCGGCUGAUUUCAACUUUGGUGAAUUUUCCGUAAAAUUUAAGCAAACGUUUGGCGAUGAAGGUGUUGAUAUGAGAGAAUUAUUGAUUAAAAAGUCAGUAAUGAAGCCAGCUGACUUUUUCGACAAUAUGCAGCAAAAUAUGCAAAAAGUAGCGUCGACUAUCACACCGACCAGGGAACUUGGCACUGUUGGCGAGUUUGCCGAACUCUUCAGAGAACUGGAUACUUACCCCAAUAAUCUGCAACGCGUGCCAAAAAAGCGUGAGCUACAGCGGACAAACUCCAGCAUUCUCAAGGGUAACGAAUCCACGGAUCAAGCAUCGCCGCACGUCAGCACCUCCAAUGUGUCACUCAACAACAUCAGCCGUCAUGUGGAGCAGCGUACUGCCAGCGAGGUAUACAAGGACUUUAGGAAAUUCCAAGAGAACUUGAGGCAACUUAAGGGUAAGGUUUCAGCUCAGGAAAAGCCGCAGGCUGCUUUGGCGGCGAUGCUAUCUCAGCUACACAACUUUGUACAACAACUAGAGAAGUUAAUGCCUUGCGAACUCGAUGCGCCAGAUGCAUUCACCGAAAGCGAGCAGGCCAAUCUACUGGCCAUCGCUGCCAACAUGGAGCAGCUCAAUUUUUUGCACGACAACAAGCUUAGUCUUAGUCAGUUGGCGAAUCCUAGAGACUCGGAUGCAGCUUUCGCACGCCUUGAGACAUUAGUCGAUGUGCUCAACUACACGCUCAGGCAAAUUAGUUGUUACAAUAGCAUUUAAUAUACGUUUCAAUAUCCAAUAAAAUUCAAGCAAGCGAUUGUUAAUCUU
This is a messenger RNA of Drosophila busckii, 825 nucleotides long. It is a transcript of the gene msd5, whose product is annotated as augmin complex subunit msd5. The record is from RefSeq and is a predicted model, not a curated record. The coding region runs from base 16 to 777 and encodes 253 amino acids. The transcript has a single exon. Lineage: Eukaryota; Metazoa; Arthropoda; Insecta; Diptera; Drosophilidae.